GUCUUCAGCUUCAUGGUGCAGCGAUGCGCGGCAGUGAAGGACGAGUGGUUCCCGGAAGGGCCACACGACGUGCUUCUCGGGGUCGGGGAGCUACAAAGGUGGUUCAACGAUCCCAGACUCAGGCUCGACCCUUUCGACCCUUGUACACAGAAUACUACCAACGCCAUGUUUCGAAUGGCCGACCUUCGAAACUCGGUAUGCCAUUUCGACAUGCACUCGCCGGAGAACUUGAGCAACAUGAGGGCUAGGCUGUCGUUGGCCCCCAGUGCAAGCCCGCUGGCGAUAUAUGAUGCCUUGAUCAAAAGGGCGCACGAGUUCGCCGUCAGGGUCAAUGACAAAGCCAGAGCCCUCGAGAUACGAGCACUCAGGGACGAACUACAAGUUGCGGCUGAGAAGACGCUUGCAGAGGUGGAAGAGCAGCCGGUAGAAUCGAAUCAGCUGGACGUGGUAGUAUUUCAACUGGUGCAAGAGGCAGCGCCCGAGGCAGUGGUAGAUGGCUGUCGUUGGAUAAGACUGUUGGGGUAUGUGGGUAUCAUGGCCCUGCUCGCUUGGGCGCUAUGCAUAGCUAUGGAUGAAUUGAGUUUUUGAGGGGCAUCUCUCUUGAACCAUACC
This is a messenger RNA of Truncatella angustata, 612 nucleotides long. RefSeq lists its product as uncharacterized. The record is from RefSeq and is a predicted model, not a curated record. The transcript has a single exon. NCBI's taxonomy places the organism in Eukaryota, Fungi, Ascomycota, Sordariomycetes, Amphisphaeriales, Sporocadaceae. The coding region runs from base 13 to 588 and encodes 191 amino acids.